Molecule: messenger RNA, 1700 nt
Organism: Mercenaria mercenaria
Lineage: Eukaryota; Metazoa; Mollusca; Bivalvia; Venerida; Veneridae
Product: mucin-2-like
Exons: 3
Coding region: 111-1700 (529 amino acids)
Source: RefSeq, a predicted model, not a curated record
AUGUAAAUCCAUUUAGUGCUCGUUGCGUUUCCGUACGAAGCAUUCACUGUUUACAGACAUUUGACUUUGUUGAAUGCAAAACGUUUUAAGUUUGUUACAUUGCUUCAAUAAUGCGUCUGUCUGUUUUAAGGGUACUAGUGUUUAGUAGUGUGGUGAGUUGUGCCAUAUGUGUUCAUGUUCCAUUCGAUCUCAAAGGAUGGAAGGCAAGGCGAUGUGAUAACAAGAGAGUAGUUGAUUCGAUGGUUAUUUCUGCAGAACAUCUUGGCGGACAAUUUACAAAACCUGUAACUGCGUGGCAGUGGGUUGAACACGUUCCAGACUGGGAUUUAUACAGGGUGUCGUUCCAGGGAAUUUUCCAAAAAGGAAUCGAAUUAGAGUGUCAUUCAGAUGUAGUAUGGAUAUUCAACCCCUACCGUGUGACGGUGUUUAAUACGGGAUGUAUUCCGGUGUCUGCUGUACAUAAAUCUUAUAAAUACAAAUCAGCAAUUGCUAUACCAAAGUACAAACCACCUUACGCUAUAAAACCAACGUACAAGCCACCAACAACUACAAAACCAACAAACAAGCCAACCACAACCUCAAAGCCAACGCCAACGUACACGCCGCCGACAACUUCGAAGGCAACGUACAAACCACCUUCCACGACAAAGCCACCUACAACUACGGAACCAGCCACAACCUCAAAGCCAACGACAACUGCGAAACCAACUGACAAGCCAACCACAACUGCAAAACCAACGACAACGUCCGAGCCACCUACGGACAAGACAACGACCACUAAAAAGCCUGUUUAUCCGACUCAGGCACCAACAGAUAAUAUGUACCCUUCUAACUAUCUUCUGCAAAAUAUCUACAAGCUAUUUAAUCUUAAUUUACCUUCUUUCGAAACACCUAAGCCUAUUGACUAUAACUACAACCCUCCUACCUACAAAUAUCCUUUCCCUGCAUAUCCUACAGGUGAACCUCCUACAACUACCGAGUCCACAAAUACUCCUACGACUACAGAGUCUACAAAUACGACUGUAGCCUCGACUGAGGACCCUACCACUACUGACUCACAAGCCACGGCCCCAACAUAUCCUGCAUACAAGCCUAUAAAUCACUAUAAUGUCUACAAUACUUAUGCGUCUAAAGAUCUUUACGUUCAACAAAACCAGCACCAAAUAAAAGACUAUAAAUACCCUGUCUACAAACCUCCUUACCCUGCAUAUCCUACAGGUGAACCUUCUACAACUACCGAGUCCACAAAUACUCCUACGACUACAGAGUCUACAAAUACGACUGUAGCCUCGACUGAGGACCCUACCACUACUGACUCACAAGCCACGGCCCCAACAUAUCCUGCAUACAAGCCUAUAAAUCACUAUAAUGUCUACAAUACUUAUGCGUCUAAAGAUCUUUACGUUCAACAAAACCAGCACCAAAUAAAAGACUAUAAAUACCCUGUCUACAAACCUCCUUACCCUGCAUAUCCUACAGGUGAACCUUCUACAACUACCGAGUCCACAAAUACUCCUACGACUACAGAGUCUACAAAUACGACUGUAGCCUCGACUGAGGCCCCUACCACUACUGACUCACAGACCACUGCCCCAACAUAUCCUGCAUACAAGCCUAUAAAUCAAUAUAAUGUCUACAAUACUCAUGCUCUAAAUAACUUUUUACGUUCAACAAAAGCACACCAAAUAAAGGAACAAUAA